AACAAGAACACAAUCCGUUAAUUUAUCUGUCCGAAUCAUCCCAAGUUCACGUGAUCCGGUCCAGUGCGAAAACGAAAUCGUUCGAGGUGAAACUGUAUUUCGGUUCGAUUCUGUUGGACGACCCGCAGUUCAUCACUUGCAAAGAACUUCCGUUUGUUUAUCCGCACAUCAUGUUCCAGAACGAUUACGAUUCCGGUCUGAUCAACGUGUCUUGUACGAUUCCUGCGAAAGAGCCUCUAUUCACCCGUUGGCUAUAUUUCAAUAUCAGUGAAUCACUACGCGGGAGUAUUGGCUUCGAACCGGGCGGUUUAGAAUAUUACUUGCCUGGCAUCGAAUCGUUGCUCAAAAUUGUUGUCGAACCGACCCUGCUACAAAACGAUCCCACAUUUCGCGGGACGAUCAGUGUCGUGCCCGAACCGGUCAAAUGUACUAUGCCCGUCCAGAGCGGUAUACUGGUCCGAAAAAAGUCGGACGAAUGUCGAGAAUUGACGGUCUCGUUGAAAUUGAGCACAUGUCCCGUGCGCAGUGAGAUGUUCGAGUUACGUGUGUACAAUCAAAUCGAACUGGACAUUCAGCCACAACAAACGUUUUUCAUAUUUGACAAACCAGUGAAUCAAAAUUUGUACACAUGCGGUCUGCAAAGGCCAGCUCCAGUGCUCACCAAUAUGCUCGGUGUUCGCUGGGUGACUAAAACAUCACCCGGUUCCAUGUUCAUCACCACAGGCACGUGGCUUGUGACAACCGAGCAAACUCUGUCCGGAUACUAUUGUNAUUGUGCGGAAUGCUCGUUAUCUCUGUUGAAGAGAAAGAGGAUGACGGUAUGCUUUACCAUAUUGUAUCGUUCCCAUUUCCGGUUGUAUAUUGAGAGCCAACCGAACAGUGAUUUGAUCACACUGGGACAAAACGGAUUGUGGGAGUGUUUUGUACAAUCGAAUACGACGAAACUGAACAGCUCGAAGAAGUUCAAUCCGCCACAAUUGUCCAUUGAACCCAAAGAUCCCGCAUUCACUCAAGAUCGACCAUCCCGAUUGAGCAAAACCAUGAUAGCGGGAGAGGAAAAACUAUUUCAUCUCACGUGUGAACUGAUGCAUGAUGGGGUGCUGAUUGGUUCCACAGAAAAAACACUCCUAAUGGUUGAUGAGUCUGAUAUUGUGCUGAGUAUGAGUCACGAUGAAGCACAAUACAAUGUGAGCAUCCGUGAUCCAAUCACUUGCAUGUGGGAAAGUCGUGUGCUCCAAACUGAUUCACGAUUUCGUCCCCUCAUCUAUAGUAUAUCGUCAGACAAUAGACGGACUUGUGUCGGUCACGAGGUCUAUCUGAUCACCGGUGGGACAUUCACUUACGAGUGUGAAGGAAAAGUGGACAAUUAUGAACGGACAAUUGUGCAGAAUUUUACUGUAUUGCCCGCUCCGAAGUUACAUUUGAAGGUAAAGCCCGAGGUUAUUGCUGUUCCACUGGAUUCCCCUGCUCCUAACUACACAUGUGAAGUGGCUGAACCCGAGUGGCGACAUUUAACACCUGUAUGAAGUUUCCGGAGAAUGUCUUGGUACAAAUGUUAUAGUAAUUCUAAACCGGAAACAAUUGGACAUACGCAAAUUGAAUUGGUUCAAGACUCGAAACAUGAAGCGCAAUAUGAUUUGAACAAUGUGGCACUCCGGUUCCCGUGGCUCACUACUUUAGAGUAUGAGGUCACUGUGAGAUGUUGCACAAUCCAAUCCUACCUGGGUUAUAUGAUCAAUUCCACUUGCAUCCAAGUGACCGGGGACGCGUACG
Messenger RNA from Echinostoma caproni, 1773 nucleotides. NCBI's taxonomy places the organism in Eukaryota, Metazoa, Platyhelminthes, Trematoda, Plagiorchiida, Echinostomatidae. The record is from the annotation of a GenBank genome assembly.